Messenger RNA from Besnoitia besnoiti, 5418 nucleotides. RefSeq lists its product as uncharacterized. The transcript is spliced from 13 exons. The record is from RefSeq and is a predicted model, not a curated record. Bases 1 to 5418 code for a protein of 1805 amino acids. Lineage: Eukaryota; Apicomplexa; Conoidasida; Eucoccidiorida; Sarcocystidae.
AUGGAUCAGUCUUACUCGGGGAUCGCUGUGCUACGCCUGAGAAACUUGGCGCUCUCGACGGUUGCCUUCUGCCACUUUGCGGCUGUCCUCUGCCAUUCUCCUCUCCAGCAUGCAUACGCUAGGCUCCUCCAUCGCCUCAACUAUCCAGGCUCUUCCGCGCAUAUUGCCCUUCUAGACAGCAGCUUGAGCUGGCCAGAGAAAGCCGCAGCGGCACGGGAAACACCUCCCGCUUUCCCGGUGGCACAUCCGGAGAAUCCUUUCGUGCAGAAAACUCAGCUCGAAAGCGGUCUUCUGCCACCGUUUUCACUGGCAGGCGCGCACACGCUUCUCGAUAUUUCCGAGUCGACGCAGGAGACAUCGCACCAAAGCAGUGUGGCCGCGCCUGAGAGCCCCGUGUUUGAUGCCAGGGUACAGGCGGGUCUGCAGCUGCCCAAAUUGGGCCGUGUCGCAACCCACUCGAGGAAUGCGGGCAAGCGACGUGCGCAUGCGGCCUCCCUCUACUGGGGACUGGUCAGGGGCACAGACCUGGCAGAACACCAUGGCGAAAUAUCGCUGGGCGGCAGCCCCAGCUUUGCGCACCUUGACACCGAAAAGACGUCGCUGCUGCCUUCCGACGCAGGACAGGUUUCUUCAGGUGACGAUGAUGCUUUCCCUACCCUGGCUGCUGCAACGUACGCGGCGGAGUCGCCCCAGCUGCCUCUCUCCCCUGCCCCAUCUGCCUCGGCGCCCUCCCAGCUGACCGCUUCCGGCGGUCAGCAUCUUUCCGUUGACCAGCCGCCUGCCAGUGCGGAGGAACCUUCCGCCGGCAUCGCACUGGAUGAGACCCUGAAGGACCCGGCGAAGGCAGAUAAGAUGCUUGACAGGUUUCUGUACCACCUCAAAGACGUUGUCGCCGCGCAGGCGCUACAGGUGAAGGCGAGCGCAGGAGAUCUUUCGCUGAAAAGUGACCAAGUGAAUAUGGGAACGAGCCUGCAGACUUUCUGCAACAAGCUGAAGGCACGCCACCUCAAUCCUGCGAGGACGAAGCCUUCGCGGCUAAGCCGAGCCUUCCAUAGACUGGGGCGAGCAUUCGGUGCGGUCAAACGUGGCGUUGCUGUCGCAAAAACCAAGAUCUCCAAGUGGGUGAAACUUCAGCAAGGUGCCGCUAAAAGCAAGGCGCGACGCGAGUCAAAGGCUUACGCUGUACUGAAACGCAUGGGAUCUCGCGCUUGGGCCUACACCAAAAACUUCGGCAAGAGGGUGAUUGCAGAAACCAUGCGGAUGCUGCCACUUUUCUUCUUCACCCUAAAUGUGAUCGUGCUGGGAUUGUCCGUCUCCAGCGUAGCUGUUUUCCCGAACGUAUUCAGCAUAAUUGCUGUCAUUUGCUCAGUCAGCAGCAUUUUGUCUUUCGCAUUUUCCGAAGGGACCAAAAUACGGGGAGUCGACUUGACCCGUUCCAUUGCUGUCAAGUCUGAGUCUCAGCAGACCGCGCUGUUCGGCCUCGUGUGGGCAGACUUGAAGGCUGAACAGGAGGCAGCGGAUUUGGCGCAGGUGCCUGGGGGAGAGGCUGCGCCAUCCGCCGGAGAUGGUAAAGAUCCAAGCACCAAUGAUAUCGAAGCGAUCAAAAUGUCCCAGGAAAUGGACAGAGACCACACUGCAGUGGAGGAGGCACCAGGGACUCCUGGGUCGCAGACGCUCUCAGAGGUUCGCGCAAAAAUGUAUCGAAAUUUGAUGGCGAACAGUGAAAAGGAGCUUCGCCAGAAGCUGAAGAGUGAAAUUGUGGAGACCUGGAAACACCGCCGAUGGAAAGGAGUAAAUCGGAUUCUGCUUUCCUCGCUUCGCCUGCUACUGGAAUACGCAAACUUGGGGGUGAAAAGUGUUCUGGCGCUUUUUGGGUCUGCAUGGCUCUGGGUCCUGGAUCAUGCUUUACGGAAGUCGAUACGGCAACUCCGCAUGUUCAAGCUGUUCGGCAGAGUAUCGGGAUACGGAGAGAAAAUCUACUACUUUAUGCAAUGGUGGAUGAUGAAAGCCCGGCAUUAUAUAGAAUACACAGAUACAAUCCGAGACCUCACCGUCUUCAUUGUCGAGAACUCUUCUCGGAUCGGUUUGAUGGUUCACGGCGGCUUGUCAAUGAUGGGCGGCGCAGGAGGUCUAAUCUUUCUGUGCCUCUUUCUGUGGAAGCUGUCCAAGCCGCUUUGGAAAUUAUAUCUUACGGACGCAGCACUGAAGACGUCAGCGAUCCACGAAAAAGCAGUCACGGAGUUUAUGAUGUGCCAGCGAGAUUACCACAAUUUCCUUGUUGGCACGCGAGCUCUUAUCGGCGACGAAACUAGUACUCCCGCUCUCGAGCUGCACUUACCGGAACACCAAGCCACCGAGCUCAUCUUCCUGAUGGCUUACCUCGAGAGGUACAAGUUUCCUCAGGCGGCGACCAGGGUGGGCUUGCUGGAAGGCACUGACCCCAUGCAGCAGUAUCUCGCCUAUGAGCGGGUGGCUCGCCUGAAGGAGCUUGUGUCCCAGAUACCGCCAGACUCUCGGGAUCAGUUCCUGGGUCUGUUCUCGGAUCUCAAGCGAUGGGACGUGACCACGACUUCCAACUCCCUGCACGCCCUCGUGGCCAACAACCUCCAGCACUGCGCUCUUCUCUAUGGCCGAAGAGAGUUAGCGACCCUGAUUCGAAGAUCGAUUAAGGAUUUGCAAACUGCAGGUCAAGUACAGGGGCCGACGAAUGGAUGGAUCCGCUUUAGCUCCUCUGAACGGAAGUCUCUCGCAAACGUGGCGUCCUUCCUUCUCUCUCAUGAUACAAGGGUUGUGGCGAAUCCAGCCCUCCUCCAACGCCGAAUCCAAGCCUACCUUACACCUUCCAAAAAAGCAAGGAUUAACCACGCACAACUCACGUGGCUUGCGAAUACCAUUAUAACCUGCGCGUACAAAGUCAUUGAAAAGGAACUACUUUUCACCUUGGACGGCGAGCACGAGUAUGCCUUGGACAGAACUACCAUUCGGGUCAACAACCUCCCAUUUGUCCUCUUCGGUGACUCAAGGAAUUUGAGUGCGCUCCUGCAGAAACACUUCACCUUCUUUCCCGUCGGUAUGUCAGACCUCCAUUCUUCCCCGCUCGGCAGGCACCGGCGCCGAGCACUCUCUGCGGACGGAGGAAUACUGAAAGAGUUUGGAAUGAUGACCUUCUUGAGACGGCUCGCGGGGAGGGCAGGACGGGCUCGACACGCCACCAACGUGCGGAUCAAUUGCCCGACUCAGACGCCGGAUGUGGAAAUCAACGCCGCACUGAGUUACGCAAAGUUGAGAUUUCCGACAUCUGAGGCCGGUCAAGAUUCGCCGGCCGCAUCGCCAGAACCGGUUUCUGAGCACAGCCUAAGAGAAGUUCCUUCAAAGGAGAGUUCCCCGGAUGCACUGCGCCAGAUGUGCGCGGAAUCUGCAACACGCCUGUUCCUGAACCAGCAGACAACAGCGGGCUUCAGACAAAUGGUUCGCAAAGAAAUAUUCGGCGUGCCUGAAUCAGUGUGCGCUCCAAUCAACUCUCCCGGAUUCGUCGCUCUAAGCCGACUCGUUGACGAGUUUGUCAAUGGAGGCGUGACGGAGGAGCAGUUUCCCAAAGCUCUCCAAGCAGGCGUCGACCUCCUCAUCAACGAGCAUCCCUCGCUGCUCGCUGCGUCCGCGGUCCUGCAUCGUGAGAGUGUCCAAAAAGAAAGCGUCAGUCCAGAAGGCGCAGAAGCAGCGGCGCGCUCGAACGUGCUGCCGAGUCAGCGGGAACGAGGGACAGCUGGUUCGCACACUGACUCUGCUGGCUCGUCGCGGAGAGGUGCGGACAGAUUCGCGGGCCCUGCAAGGUCCAGAAGCGCAUCACUACUUGAGUCAGCUGGUUCACUCAGCUCAGAUCAGGGGGGCGUAGGCAGGGAAGAGGGGGACAAGGGGGAGGGCUUAUCGAUCACAAGGAGGGAUUCCACCGACUCGCGGAUAGACGCUCGAGCACCAGCUGAAACAUCGACUGAUUUCGAAGACGAUGUGCUCCGAGAGGUCGACCUUGAGCAUCUUCUGGAGCUGAAACAGCAUGUGGCGAGCAUUGCCCAACUGAACAGCUUCACUCGGACAGUGAGAGCGCAAGCUUUUGAAAACCUCCUGUUUCAGUACGUUCAAGAGCUCCUGCCUUUUUAUUUACGGAACGUCGCCGUUCGCAGCCGGUCAUCCCGCCACUUUACCGCCAUUUUGGCGAUCGCCCGCGUCGCGUUUCGCUACGAACCUCUGCGGCUGGUUGAGCAUAUACGCGACCGGGUGCUGAGCGUCCACAUACGGGAAUACAUGGCCGAUGAAGCAGAGCUGGAAGAGACUGCGCAAAAGCUCAAGAGCACUCCGAACCAGCCAGACGGUGACCUCCCGUCGGGUGCAGCGGAUCCCGCUGAGAGACGAGACGCCCGGGAGUUUAUUCUGGCUCUCGUUGUCCAGGUUUUUUCGGAGAAUCUUGCAGACAUUAUGCAUGGUAGGGGCCGCCGAACCUGCGCUGGAGCUGCCGCCAGUUUCAGCUGCGCCGUCUCUCUGAUGUUGCAGUCUUUCCAAAUGCUUAUGCUGUGCUUCGUCGGUUCUUCAGAUGCCUUCAUGAGCGGAAGAUCGUUUGGGCAAAUUGAAGGUAUAGUGAGGGCUGAGUUCCUCCGCGCGCACGGCGCCGUACUCAGAGCAAUAACCAAAAUAAAACGAACUCGAGGCCGAAGAACCGAAGGGCCACGGAAAUUGCCCGACGUCAUGACUGCGCAUUUGAGGCGGAGAUUUGGCGCCCAGCGAGGCAAAAAUGAGACGAGUGGGGUCGUCACUCGCAACAUAACCGAGAAGAUCGAAGAAAAGAUUGAAGAAUUCAUUGCGCUGAGGGUUGCCCCGAACCAGGGUGAGGCCUCACAAAUGGGACAGAAGACGUUACAACGGGGCGUACAUGCGCAACAGAGCAAAUCGGGCAGUCGCAUGUUUUCCUUCGAGGAGACCAUUGAAUUCCUCGAAGAGGCGGUGAAAAUUGUGCGCAAAGCAUCGCAAGCCAAUACCGCCAAAAUUGUCAGAGCACUCCGGUGGGCGUACUGGAAGGAAGACAACUUCAGCUGCUUGGACCGGUCUCCAGCGAGAACCCAUCAGCUAGUGGCCGACUUGACCGCGGCGUUCGCUGCCAUCCUCGCUUCAAAAAUUCCGGUGUUCACAAAAUUUUGGGCACGCGUGCGCUCAAGGCUCGGCCUUGUUCCCAGAGGGGAAAAACUCCGAGCGCAGCGGCUUGCUGAUGAGCUUCUCAGCCGCCUUCAUGGUUUGCAUCAAGCGGGGAUUGAUGGCGUUUACGCGACCAUUGAUCUUCGGUACGGCUACAAGAACGUCGAGGCGCAGCAACCGCCGCUCCUGCGUUCGUUUGGUUCAGGCGUCGCUGCACUGCAGGAGAUCCACUCAUGA